GUCAACAACAACACAAUGUUUAAGUUUAUUCUUCUUUCGAUCUAGAUUAAAUUUCGAUCUAUUUUAAUUAUAAGCGACACUUCGAAGUAUUGACCAAGAUGCCGAUUAAAAUUUGACUCUGUUUGAUUUGUCUGCCUGAUGUGUGAAGAGACUGGGAUGGAUGUCUCGUACGUGAUCUUUUUCCUACGACAUCUCUUUAUUGUUACAGGGUCACCUUGGCUACCGUCGAUAAACAUAACUCACAAGCCUGCGACCGUAUCUGGCUGUGAUGACGGACUAGUCGCUGGCGUGGACAGGUUAAAUCUGCAUGUCUCGGUGCAUUCAGCAGCACAAGCGGACUGGCACGUGGGCAGACACUUCGGUCUUGUUCGGCAUUCUCACCAAAAUGGUUCAGAAGAAUUGGUGUGUUUCUUUGCCUACCUCUCCGCGACUCAAUGCAAAGGGAUCAAACAGAUCCAGGAGGUUCAUAGCUGCAACUGCUCCGACCACCUCAGUACCCAAAGUAUUCUGAUCUUUACCGCUGAGUUGUCUGUUCAAAUGUCGGACCAGAAGAAUGGCUACGUCUUUUUCUGGAAUGCCACCAACACCAGCGAACCCACAGAAAGCUCCGACACUUACUCCAGUACCAUGUGGACUCUACCUGUACAGAUUGUAGAUAAUGUGACGUAUUGCCGAUCAGAUCACAGACGUAUAGUCAGACGCGUUGAAGAUUUGAAACGUCUGCCGCCAAAUUUAAUAAUACAGCCCCCGCCAAUAUUAAUUUUACAGCCGUAUGAGACAAUACAUCCUUCAGAACGCAGGUGCAAAUUUGGCUUGCUAGACAAAGAGGGGGAACUGUUCGUCCGGGUUUUUGUGAAUGCCUCCAAUAGUUGGCGUAUCAACAAGACUCUGGGCUUUGUCAGGAGCAACAUAUACUACGAUUUCAACUUAACUGCAAUGGAUGAGCUCUGCACUAUGAAGUUUAAAACUGUUACAAAUGCGCGUUAUGAAUGGAACCCUUCUGAUUGCUGCACCUGCUCCGUGAGGAACGCCAUGGGCGGGAUGAUGGUAUCCAUGGCAAUGACAGUGAAUAUGUAUUAUCAGUUAUGGCCUGUCACUUUCUUCUGGGCGAGCAGCGAUGGGGGCAAGGUGGAGAGGAUGUACAGCCCAAAGUAUUACAUUGAAGAAACUAUAUACCGUAACAAAGAAGAGUGCGAGAGAGAAGGAAAUAAUUUAACUGCUGGAGUUGACAAAGAAAAAAUAAGGAAAAUAAGAAUACGACAGUACCAAUCCCCAGAGAACUUAUGUGACUACGGCAUUGUAGAAUUCAAGGAUAUAAUCACCCUGAGAGCGUAUGUCAAUAUAGGGGCGUAUACGUCCUGGUUGGUUGAGAAACAGUUUGGUUUUCAACGUCAUUGGCAAUACAUACCAACUAGAAUAGAUUGCCUUAUUAAGUUCACUUCAAAGGAGACAUAUGAAAGCAAUAGCCCAGGGAUGUACUCUUGCGAAGCGUUUAUCAUUUAUAAUGAGGGCCACGUAGUCUUUAUUUUUCGGACAACAGUCCCACGCCUAUUCUGGUAUAUUCCUUACUCAUUUUUCUACAACCUACCCGUACUCGGUGCUCAGGGCAUCUACAAAAAAAUAGAGACCAAGAAAUUCUUCAUCAAAGACGACAUUUACAAAAGUCUGAAUGAGUGUAUGUCAACAACUGUAAAGAGGACCAAGCAGAGGCCACUAGGGUGCCUCGAGAAAUCAGUAUCGAAGUAG
Biomphalaria glabrata is the source of this 1746-nucleotide messenger RNA. RefSeq lists its product as uncharacterized. Lineage: Eukaryota; Metazoa; Mollusca; Gastropoda; Planorbidae. The record is from RefSeq and is a predicted model, not a curated record. The transcript is spliced from 12 exons. The coding region runs from base 139 to 1746 and encodes 535 amino acids.